Messenger RNA from Nanorana parkeri, 778 nucleotides. Its product is annotated as cocaine- and amphetamine-regulated transcript protein-like. NCBI's taxonomy places the organism in Eukaryota, Metazoa, Chordata, Amphibia, Anura, Dicroglossidae. The record is from RefSeq and is a predicted model, not a curated record. Gene Ontology annotation, biological process: positive regulation of MAPK cascade; G protein-coupled receptor signaling pathway; cellular response to starvation. Gene Ontology annotation, molecular function: neuropeptide hormone activity. The transcript has 3 exons. The coding region runs from base 58 to 381 and encodes 107 amino acids.
AAAAGCAUAUCAGGACCACAGACAGUUCAGUAAAGAAGCAUUCUCUACAUCAGCACCAUGGUGAGCUGUCGGCUACCUCUCUUCAUUGUCUCUGUUUAUCUUUUAAUACUCCUUGUAUAUGCCGAUGAGACCGUUGGGAUCAGGUCUGCAGAGGCCUCUGAUAACAACAGCCAGGAGGAAAAAGAACUGAUAGAAGCUUUACAAGACGUCCUGGAAAAACUCAAAAGUAAAAGAAUCCUUCCUCUGGACAAAAAGCUGGGAUGGGUGCCUUCGUGUGAUGCAGGUGAACAGUGUGCAGUAAGAAAAGGUGCGCGGAUUGGAAAGCUCUGCAACUGCCCAAGGGGAACCACUUGUAACUUCUAUAUUCUCAAAUGUUUGUAAACAAAGGUGCAUUUGACAAAGUGACAUGCAAAACUGGAGGAGAGAAUUAUUCUGGCAAGCAAGAGACGACUUGAUCUGUUAUGUGUUCCUGUUUUUACUUCAUCUUUUUAUGUGUUCCACCGAAGAUGACAAAUGCAAGAUAACCCAUUUAGCAACAGCAUGUUUUCAGUUUACACGCAACAAAUACAAACCUAAUAGACUAAGCAUUGAUGUGGAACUCCAGUUUUGUUGAAACGCAAGCAUUCUGGCAAACAUAGGUUCUUACCUCUGUCCUUUAAAUAGUGAGCUUGGCCAUUCCAUUGCACUUGCUCAAAUAUAAUGCUAAUUGGGAGGUUCUGCCUUUACAUCCUUGUCAUACUUUUAGACAUAUCACUUCUGAGCCAAAAAAAACGAAAAC